This is a messenger RNA of Myiozetetes cayanensis, 5284 nucleotides long. It is a transcript of the gene TCF7, whose product is annotated as transcription factor 7. Bases 303 to 1847 code for a protein of 514 amino acids. Lineage: Eukaryota; Metazoa; Chordata; Aves; Passeriformes; Tyrannidae. Gene Ontology annotation, biological process: canonical Wnt signaling pathway; regulation of transcription by RNA polymerase II. Gene Ontology annotation, cellular component: beta-catenin-TCF complex. The record is from RefSeq and is a predicted model, not a curated record. The transcript is spliced from 12 exons. Gene Ontology annotation, molecular function: DNA-binding transcription factor activity, RNA polymerase II-specific; RNA polymerase II cis-regulatory region sequence-specific DNA binding.
AGCGAUUCUGAUUUUUUUUUUUUUUUUCCUAAAGAAAGAGUUUCGAGGGAAUUCGGAAAGCGGGGAGCGAAAUUAAAGGAAAAAGUUUAGAAGUUAAGAGGUAGGGAGGAAAAAACUUUUAGGAGAACAAAAUUCAAAAGGGAGCAAGUUUUUUUUACAUAUAUAUUUUUUUUCCAAGAGGAGGAAAAAAAAAAUUGAGGGAGGGCAAAAAAUAAUAAUAAUAAUUGCGGAGGGCUUGAUCCGGGAGAACAAUACUCGCCGGGAAAGUUGCUGAGCGGCGGGGAGGGAGCGGCGGGAGGAAAAUGCCGCAGCUGGGCAGCGGCGGCGGGGACGACCUGGGCGCCACGGACGAGAUGCUGGCCUUCAAGGACGAGGGCGAGCAGGAGGAGAAGAUCCCCGAGAACGCCUUCACCGAGCGCGACCUGGCCGACCUCAAGUCCUCGCUGGUGAACGAGUCCGAGGGCAGCGGCAGCCCGGCCGCCGCCGCCGCAGACCCCGAGGCCCUCCGGCGAGUGCAGGAUCCGCAGAGAGUUUACCAGGAGAAGCUCCCGGACCACAUGGAUGAUGCAGGUAUGAAACAUCAGGACCCAGGGAUGUAUAAAGGAUCUGCAUACUCCGGCUACCCUUUCCUGAUGCUCUCAGAUCCGUAUCUGCCAAAUGGAUCUAUGUCACCUCUGUCCAACAAAGUUCCCGUUGUGCAGCCGUCCCACGGAGUCCACCCGCUCACCCCGCUCAUCCCGUACAGCAACGACCACUUCAGCCACGGCUCCCACUCGCCCCACCUGCCCGCUGACAUCAACCAGAAACAAGGAGUGCACCGUCCUUCCCAGACGUCAGACAUCCCUGGUUUCUACCCCCUGCCCCCCGGAGGAGUGGGACAGAUCACGCCGUCGAUGGGAUGGCAGAGCCAGUCUGUCUAUCCGCUCCCGUCAUGUGGAUUUAGACAGCCGUACUCGUCAGCGCUUUCUGCUGGGGCUUCUUUCUCCAGGUUCACUCACCCACUGAUGCUGGGCUCCGGCAUGCACACCACCGGCAUCCCGCACCCCGCCAUCGUGCCCCACUCCGGCAAGCAGGACAUGGAGCACUAUGACCGCAACAUGAAACCUCAACCAGAACCAAAGAGAGAGAAGGAAGCCAAGAAGCCCACUAUCAAGAAGCCCCUGAACGCUUUCAUGUUGUAUAUGAAAGAAAUGCGGGCGAAAGUCAUCGCCGAGUGCACCCUGAAGGAGAGCGCUGCCAUCAACCAGAUCUUGGGAAGGCGGUGGCACGCGCUGUCCCGGGAGGAGCAGGCCAAGUACUACGAACUGGCUCGCAAGGAACGGCAGCUCCACAUGCAGCUCUACCCUGGCUGGUCUGCCAGAGACAACUACGGGAAAAAGAAGAGACGGACACGGGAAAAGCAGCAAGAUUCCAACUCAGAUCCUGCCUCUCCUAAGAAAUGCAGAGCUCGCUUUGGCCUCAACCAACAAACGGACUGGUGCGGCCCGUGCAGGAGGAAAAAGAAGUGCAUUCGGUACCUACAAGGAGAAGGACGCUGUACCAGCCCAGUUUCUUCCGAUGGAAGUGCUAUAGACUCGCCUCCAUCCCCUCCGGACGCACUCCGAUGCCUCCCCUCCGCCUUCCCGUCAGAGCAGCUCGCAGCCCCCGCCGACCCCGCGCUCCGCCACCAGCCCGACCCCCGCCCGGUGUCCGCGCAGCUCCCGCCCGACUCCGGCCCCUCCAGACCCGGCCCCUCCGGACCCGGCCCCUCCAAACCCGGCCCCUCCAGGCCCGGCUCCUCCAGGCCCGGCUCCCGGCGCUCCGCGGCCGCGUCCCCCGCGCACAGCCGCGCCCCCGCGGGCACAUAGUGCCCACCCGAACGGGGACCGGGCACCGGCCAGACCCCCAGCACACCGCCAAACACGCAGCGGGAUGACUCGAGGAUGAUGGAAAACUCCUCCGGUUGGGGUUGGUUUGGUGUUUUUUUUUUUUUGGAGGGGACGGGUGAUAAAGGUAGAAAAGCAAUUUCAAAAAAAAAAAAAAUUCAAAGAUAAGUACUUGCCAAAAUUUAAAGUGCUGAUGAGUAAACAAGCCUUUUGUCCCUGCCCUGUGCUGCUUUUUUUGUUUUGUUUUGGGUUUUGUUUUUUUUUUUUAAUUGCAUUAUCUCCCAGCGUGGCAGAGAGCAGAGCCCAGUCCCCAGCUUGCUGCUGUAGGUGGUAGGUGCUGUCCAUCUAACCCUGGCUUCCACCCCCUGCCCUCUGAGCUGCUUGAAAGUGUAGUCACUCACAGAUCUCCCACAGCCAUUCCACCAUGGAGCUGGAAAAGCUGGAAUAGGAGCGUUUUUUAAAAGCCCUCAUGUCUGAAAAGUAACCGUAGCGGUGCCAGCGCUCUGAUCUGAGCGGGUCACAGAGAAAUGAAAUGCUUCAACCAGCCAGGUGAAUUUUGUACACUCCUUGUUUGAGAACAGGAAGGUGUUCACAGGCAACACAGACGUGUCUGUGCAGCACCAGCCAGUGAAGGAGCGUGGACUGAGCCCAGGAAGGGCUGAUGGUCACUGGGGCACCGGUCAGGUGCAGGGUCUCCCUGGCUGUUGGGGAUUGUCCUCUGCAGAUGAGGACGGUCAGAAAUCCCACCGGACAGGCUGGGCAAAGCCUCAGAAAUGCCUGUGUUGCUCUGUGGGCCUUGCCCUGGCUGUGCCCUGGCAGGGGCGGGCAGGGAGCCAGCAGCCCUGGCAGGGUGGGCCGUGGGCGAGGCCCUGAGGAUCCCACCGGCCAAGCAGCCCCUUCUCCUCUCAGCCGGGGAGCGGUGUGAGCUGUGCCCCAGCACAGCUCUGCCAGCCCCAGCAGAGCAGCGCUGCCCUGCUCUGGGCUGCAGGUGUCCCUCUGGCCGUGCCCUGGUGAGAUCAGAACCCUGUUUCUCGUGAUUCAGUGUGUAACUUUUUAAAACACCUUAUUCUGGCUUUUUCUGAUUCUCCCCCCACCCCCUUGCCGACACCAAAUGUUGAUGUGUUCUCUCCAGCCUGAAAGCGUUUACCGGUUUCUGGUGUUGUAUUUAUACUUUGAGUUUGACAAACAAAAAACACUGUGGACAGAUUAUGAUCUCCCUGAACUGGUGUAAAUCCCAAAUAAUUCCAAGUUCUGGAUUUACUUCAGGUUGACAGACUUCUCACAGAGAUCACAAUCUAGUCCAGUGCAAUUUUCUCCCUGCUUGAAAGAAACAUAUUCCAGACUGCUGAAGAGAAAAAUGACACCACACACAGGGAGAGGGGGUCUAUUUUUUUCCUAUUUGAUAGAUAGGUUCUGGAGUACUGAAUACAAAUUAUGUAGUAAUAUUAUUGUAGAACUGCGAGAAAUUUAAGAUGAACCUUUAUAAUGUACAAAAUAUUUUUAUAUUUUUUUUUCUUAACGCAAAAACACAAACCCUAAUUUUUUACAUUGGACUAAACAUAACUUUUUAAACAAGUUUAUGCCUCAAAGAUUUAAAAUUUUAAAAAAAUAAAAAAAAAAAAUUUAAGAAAAGCCAAACCUGAUUAGUCUGUAGAGCAGCUUUGGGUUUAUUCCCUUUAUUUAGGUAGUUUUGCUUGUAGCCGUGUAGAUGUUUUUAUUUCUGGUUUUAGUUUAGAAGAUCUAAACCUAUUGCUUUAUUCCUCUCCUGUGUAAAUGUAACUUCAGAAGCACUGACUGAAAGCUACGUGCACAAACCUGACAAGUUUGCAAAGAGUCAUUUUAAAGUCUGAACCACUUUAACCCUCGGAGAAGUAGCAUUUCCUGACCCAGUGCCACCUGUACUGACUGCACUCACAGGGUCAAUUACACAGCACUAGAUCAAUAUGCAAUCUGCUCAUUUUAAGUUAUUUUAGCAAGCUUAGCCAACAGCAGGUUCCAGUGCUGAACACAGGAACUCAGCAGACUGACUCUUGCCAGAUCUGACAUGGUCUCUCCAGUCACUUGAUUUAAAAACAAAACAAAACGAAAUGUUGUUAAAAAAGUGGCCAUGUGUCAGCUCAGCAUGUGCUGCUGUGAGAGCCUCUGCUGCAAGGUGCUGUCCAAGUGUCACCCACUGGGGACACCAGAGAGGACAGCCCAGCCCCCUGGCCUGGUGUACCCCCCUGGGUGUACAGCUGGUGUAACCCAACACCCGACGGGUACCUCGUGGUGGGAUGGAAGAUGGAACAGCAGCAAAGCAAGGCAGGUACAAAGCAAAAAGCAGAUGUGUGUGGGGGUAAGAGCAGGGGAAGCUGAGGGGAAGGCCCUGACCAGUACGAAUGUGGCCAAGCAGGAGGCAGUGCGAGCACCCAGAGCAGCCCUCACUCAUUUCACACUCAGGGCCUUUCUCCCAUUAUUUCAAGGCUCCUCUGGCCCUUUCUCAGUGUUGUGGUCCCUGCCCUGACCAGCAAGAGGCCCAUCUGCACUACAGCCUCCUCUCAUCAUUGUUAUUCCACCCACCUGCCCUGUCCAGCAUUCCCUGCUCGUGCCCUCGUGGCACAGCAGCAUUUCCAGAGCCGGAGCACUCGCACCCAUCUCUGCCCCGGCCUGCCCGUGCUCCUCUCUGCAUACAGGUUAGAAACAACACCCCCUUGGGAUAUGCUCUAAUCACUUCACAGAAAAUUUACUUAUUUUUAUUCCAAAACACAGAAGAGAUAUCUUUAAGCUGCCCCUUUCCAAGACAAAACAGCACAACUGACUUCUGUUCCUUGCCCCACAGCUGAUAACUGAUGCCAAAACAAAGCUACUCUUAUUAAUACCAAAAAAAGUGUCUUUAGAACUGCUAUAUGAAGUGUUGCUAUUUUGUGUUAAUAUUCUUUUUUAAUAGAAGGAAAACUUUGCCCUUACAUUUUUAUCUCAAUGAGAAUUUUUUUUUUUAGUUAUUUUACAGCAAUUUUAACUCUUCCUGAAAUACACAUUUGAAUUCCUGAAAUCAGUUUGAAUGUAGAAGUCAUGGAAGUACCACUUAAUUAAACCAAGUAAAACCACUGUAUGUAUGUAGCAGGGAUAAAUGUUUUGCAGCUGUACUUUCAUUUGUCCAAUGAGUAUCCAUCAUUUGUUGUAAUUUUUUUACUUCACUGAGUUUGUAUUUUUUGGCUUUUAUGUUCAAAAUAUGUUUAUAGCUUUAUAAAUAAAGUAAUUGCCAGACUGGCUGUUCAAAAGAGGCCACUGGAAAUUAUAAUCCUAUCCAACUCUCAAAUAACUAUUUCUUAGCAUUCAAGAGGAUUUCUGCUUGCCUUUUUUUUUUCCCCUUCAACAUUUGCAUGUAUGAAUAGUUUUUAGAAUAACUGCCAGUUGUCUUCAAAGGGUAAGACUGAAGU